GUCACAGGAGCCACUGCUGAGUCUAGUUAUUUACUGUUUUUCCAGGUAGUUUUUCCUUUCUCCAUUGCUGGUGUUGGAAUGGUGUUCGCAGGCGUCGUUCUUGAUUUGGUGCAACACUGGCGACUUUUCAAAGAAGUCCCUGAGAUAUUUAUACUCGUUCCCGCUCUUCUAGGCUUGAAAGGAAAUCUGGAAAUGACUUUAGCAAGCCGACUUUCAACACUGGCCAACCUCGGACACUUGGAUUCGGCAUCACAGCGAAGAGAAGUCGUCUGUGCAAACCUGGCUUUGAUACAGGUUCAGGCUACUGUUAUUGCUUUCCUGGCGUCAGCAUUUGCAAUGACUCUUGCGUGGAUCCCUAGAGGACAGUUUGACUGGUCGCAUGCUGCUCUUCUCUGCGCUUCAUCUUUGGCUACCGCAUGUGUCGCUUCGCUCGUUCUUAGUAUAAUUAUGGCUUUGGUCGUUGUACUUUCCAGGAAAUACAACAUCAACCCAGAUAACGUGGCUACGCCCAUUGCCGCUUCUUUAGGCGAUCUGACAACAUUGGCUGUUUUGUCGACGUUUGGCAGUAUAUUUCUAGACGCUCAUCUAACGGAAUCUUGGUUGAAUGUCGCUAUCAUUGUAGUGAUUUUGUUAAUAGCCCCUAUCUGGAUUCGACUUGCUCUCCGUGAUGAGGGGUCAAAAGAGGUGUUAUCUAAAGGAUGGUCACCCAUAAUUUUCUCUAUGUUAAUGAGCAGUGGUGGUGGUUUUAUUUUAGAAAAUGCUGUUCGCCAAUAUCCUAAUGUUGCUAUAUUCCAACCGGUAAUCAAUGGUGUUGGCGGAAAUCUAGCAGCUGUUCAAGCAAGUCGACUUUCGACAUUUUUCCAUCAAACAGGAUCACUUGGACAGCUACCAUAUGAUUGGAGCAUUCAGCGUUUCCUCAGUGUGAAACGCGCUUUUUUCAGCAAAGACUCGGAUUCUCGAUCUGCUCGUGUUCUUCUAUUUCUUGUUGUGCCUGGACACAUAGCUUUCAACUGGCUCAUUCGCGUUUUUCAUUUCGGUUCCAUUGUCCCACCCCAUGGUGCUCUUUUCACAAGCCUGUAUCUGAUAGCGGCUUUAACUCAGGUGCUUAUACUCCUUUACAUAUGUCAGUACAUGGUUGCGGUGAUGUGGAUUUGGCGGAUAAACCCUGACAACUCCGCGAUACCCUACCUCACCGCUCUUGGUGAUGUCCUUGGCACAUUAUUGCUGUUUUUGCUAUUCUUGUUCCUUGAUAGCGUCAAUUCGAAGGAGAUAUUAGUAACCUGA
Molecule: messenger RNA, 1284 nt
Organism: Haemonchus placei
Lineage: Eukaryota; Metazoa; Nematoda; Chromadorea; Rhabditida; Trichostrongylidae
Source: the annotation of a GenBank genome assembly